Messenger RNA from Clupea harengus (Atlantic herring), 2784 nucleotides. RefSeq names its product Src homology 2 domain containing transforming protein D, a (gene shda). Lineage: Eukaryota; Metazoa; Chordata; Actinopteri; Clupeiformes; Clupeidae. Gene Ontology annotation, molecular function: phosphotyrosine residue binding. The record is from RefSeq and is a predicted model, not a curated record.
CGACUCGCUAGGGAGCCAUUUCACCUAAUUACAUUUAGUUAUUAAUGAACGUUUAAAUGAAAUACGUCCCGAACGCAUAGGCCUGCUUUCAUUAUGUGACUGCCAGAAGCGAAUUUAUAUUCUACUUUGUUGUUUCAGGCGACGGUACAGACAAUUGGCUUUGAAAUGUAAUAUACAAUGUAUCAUCUUAAAUUGCAUAUUUACAUGCGUGCCGAGUAGUCCUAAAUAAAAGUAUGGAACACAACAUUGCCACAUGCUUAUUGUAACAUUUCUAAACGAACGGUACUUGAAAAGGGUUGAGAUUGGCUCAGAUCUGAGGUUUUAACCUGUUCAGUGCUGGCUUGGAUUAGUUGAACACUGCUUGUUUGGGAGCGCGCCGGGAAUCACGAGAGUGCACACCGGAGCUGGUUAUCGUUCCUCUGCGGUUCAACCUCUAUUGUUCUGUCGAGGCGUCAAUGCGUGAAUCACACAGAGGGAGAGAGACCCAUGGCAAAGUGGCUGAGGGACUACCUAAAUUUUGGCAGUCGGCGCGGACCCCCCCAGCCCCCAACGCCGGACUACACAGAGAGCGAGAUUCUGCGUGCGUACCGGGCGCAGAAGGCGCUGGACUUCGAGGACCCCUACGAGUGUUCAGAGCGGCGGGACUCGCCCAACGGCGGCGAGGAGGAGGACGACGACGGCGGCGGCUUUGAGGCGUUCGGAGCGGUGCUGCCCAACGGGCUCCAGGUGAAGGUGGUGUCGCCCAAACACCGCCUGAUCAAGGUGGACUCGCAGGAGUUCGGACGCUGCGCCCCCAUCCUCACGCCCAGCCUCAGCAGCACCAUAUCCUUCCAGGAUCCCCCGUCUCCUCCGGUGAUCCCAUCUGCCCCUGUGGUGGGGGACACGGACUACUCGGACCCGUUUGACGCCCGACCCGACCCCCGGUCCCGACCCGUCCAGGAGGUGCCUGCAGUGGAGAGUGGGAGCUACAUGGAGCCCUUUGAGGCCCAGAGGGUCAUCACAGAGCUGCAGCAGGGCCAGAUGCUGUAUGACAGCCCGUAUGAGGAGCGGAGUGGGUGUCACCUGGGGGCGGAGUCAGAGGAGGAGGAACGAGAGAGCCGCCUCCCACAGGAUGACGAGCGGCCUGCGGACGAGUAUGACCAGCCCUGGGAGUGGAAGAAGGACAACAUCUCAAAAGCACUGGCAGCGGUGCAUGAUGGAAGAGAGGUGAGAGAGUGGGAGGAUCAUGGCCGCCACCCCCGCUGCAGCCCCACCACCAGUGGCAGCGCCAGCCUGCGCCGCCCGUCCGACCCACACGGCCUGCUGGGGGAGAGGGUCGACCCCCUCCUGCCUCUGGAGAAGCAAGUCUGGUACCAUGGUGCUUUGGCGCGUUCUGAGGCGGAGUCUCUCCUGACGCUGUGUAAGGAGUGCAGUUACCUCGUGAGGAACAGCCAGACCAGCCGAGCGGACUACUCCCUCUCCAUCAGGAGCUGCCACGGCUUCAUGCACAUGAAGUUCUCUCUGUCCAAGGAGGGCAAGUACAUCCUGGGGGAGAACAGCCCUCCGUUCGACACCCUCCCCGAGGUCAUCCACCACUACACCACCCACAAGCUUCCCAUCCGCGGCGCGGAGCACCUCUCCCUGCUCUACCCCGUGGUGGUGCAGACGCUCUGAGCACCUCCUCUCCCUCCUCUUCCCCGUGGGGGUGCAGACGCUCUGAGCACCUCCUCUCCCUGCUCUUCCCCGUGGUGGUGCAGACGCUCUGAGCACCUCCUCUCCCUCCUCUCCCCCGUGGGGGUGCAGACGCUCUGAGCACCUCCUCUCCCUGCUCUUCCCCGUGGGGGUGCAGACGCUCUGAGCACCUCCUCUCCCUGCUCUUCCCCGUGGUGGUGCAGACGCUCUGAGCACCUCCUCUCCCUCCUCUUCCCCGUGGUGGUGCAGACGCUCUGAGCACCUCCUCUCCCUCCUCUCCCCCGUGGGGGUGCAGACGCUCUGAGCACCUCCUCUCCCUGCUCUUCCCCGUCGUGGUGCAGACGCUCUGAGCACCUCCUCUCCCUCCUCUUCCCCGUGGGGGUGCAGACGCCCAGCAUCCCCCACCCCCACCCCUGGUGGAGUCUCGCCAUGGCGACAACUAUCCCACACCCCCUCCACCCCCCAGAGCUUGUCUCAACGGCAACUACCCCCACACAAACCAGAGCGUCUCACCCACCAAACAAGCAUCACAGUCUUCAGCCUCCAUGAACAAACACCUCGAUGAACAAACACCUCGACCCCUCUGCACUCUCAGUACUGGGUGUUUAGUAACUGUUUGGGGGUCCAAUCAAGCUUUGCUCACCCAGCAUACGGGAGUAUCUUUGAGUUUCGUUACAAAGUAUAACAGGGUCCCUCAAAGCUUGACUUUAAAAAAAAAUUGGGUUUUCUCGGGAUUUUCACUAUAGAUUUUUUGAUGAAGAACCUGAGGAUUGGCCUUUUGUCCUACACAUGUCAGUCACACGGCGUCUGCCAAACUGUGGGAGCUCAAACUGACAGAGUGUCAGGCAAACACCAACAGCCUCUCCCUGGGGGGGGGCAGCCCAGGGGCAGGUAUGGGGGCAACUCAGUAUUAUUGUUCAGACUGGGGCAUCAGAAGGGACUCUUGAUCUCACUUUCAACUCCUUUUCAGGGGGAAUCAUUAAGGACUUCUGGUCUCAAGGCAUCAGGACUAGUUCUGAGGAGUAAGGGGCCGUCUUCGUCCUGUGAGACGUGUGAGGCUCUGGUCACAGAACCCUGUCUCGUCUGAGACUCCCUGAUCUCUCACAGAACCCU